This is a messenger RNA of Owenia fusiformis, 2702 nucleotides long. The record is from the annotation of a GenBank genome assembly. Lineage: Eukaryota; Metazoa; Annelida; Polychaeta; Sabellida; Oweniidae.
AUGUCGUUUAGGCAUCUUGUGUACUCGGCUGGCUUCUUGUUUGUGACAAUAUUGAUCAUUGAUAUCGUUGACGGCGCCAAGCUAUGCACCAGAGGUAUUUGCAAAGGUAAAAAAGCGGACUGUAAAAAGGCGUGUAAAGUUCCCAAGGGAGUUACCAUAGACAAGCGAUGUUUCAAGCAAUGCAUCGCAAUUUCAAACCAUAGCCCAGAUGGUGUCAAGAAGUGUAAAGAGAAUUGUAUUGUAGUGGUUGUUCCACCGGUUGACUGUAUCUGGGGACCGUGGAGUAAAGACACAAAGUGCACCUGUUGCGACGACUGUUGUUUCAGGUACUGUCUGAGAUACCGGAAAAAGAAACCUGCCCAAAACGGAGGAAGGGAUUGUAUUGGACAAAGCACAGACUAUGUCAUUAGGAAAUGUGACAAAACGGAAUGUGCAAAGACGUGGGAAAAUCCAAAGCGAUGUUGGGGAUGGGGUGACGUCCACUAUCACUCAUUCGAUGAUCUGGAGUACAACUUUCAGGGUGUUUGCAAAUACACUCUAGUAGAAGACAUGAUAGGAUUCUUUAAGGUUUUUGUGAAAAAUCGACAAUGGGCGAACACUGCAUUAUCUGUAACGCAAUAUGUGGAGAUACAUUUGGCAGGGGACAUCGUUAGACUCGAUGGACCAGGAUCAAUACAAGUUAAAGUAAAUGGGAAUCCGCUGCCAGCAGGGAGUCUACCCUAUAACACACCAUGGUAUACUGCCAAUGUGGUAGGCAACACGAUGACAUUUGAGAGUACCCCGCUUACCCUAACGAUACAGUUUAACAUCCACCCAUAUAACAGUCCACCAAAGGCACCUGGUUACGGUGACGUCUAUGUUACGUUAGGGCGGCAAUGGAUGCAAAUGGUGGACGGACUUUGCAAGAAUUACGAUGACAAUACGCCGAAUGACUGUUCGGAUAAAGCGGGUUCUAGUUUGAUAGGAAACCCAAAUAAAGGAGAACUUCUUGGUAUCAGUUACAAAGUCUUCGAUCCACAAGACCCGAAUUGUGUCGACAUGCUAAGAACCCUCGCUCCAACAUGCCCAACCAGGAUUAAUGCAGCUGCAAACCAAUUCUGCGGCAGCAUCGUCAGUAACGUUGGUUUCUUUAAGGAAGUCAUUGAUAUGAUGACCAAUGCUGAAAUUAAGACUUGGGUAGCCAACUGUAUAAUGGACUAUUGUGCAGCACCUGACGCCAAAUGUGACAUCCUCGAAGCGUUUGUCGCCAAUAGAAGAGGUGAAGGGCAGGAUAUGGAAGGAUGGCGGAAGAUGUUUAAUUGUCCCCGUCAGUGCGGACCUAAUGAAGUUUAUCUGUAUGAUGGUCCUGGUUGUGAGCCACAAUGUUUUGAAAGCGAACUUCGUUGGUGUGCUGAACGCAGGCGAGAGGGUUGUUUCUGUAAACCAGGCUACAUAAGGUGCAAAGGGAAAUGCAUUCUUUUCCCAACAGCACCAUGUCCACCCAAGUCAGACCCUAGAUAUGGACCAGGUGACCCACCAAUGAUGUGCUGUAUGGCAAGCACGUGGUAUUGGCCACACGGCAAAGAGAAAUAUUCAACUCAGGACAUUCCCGAUGGAAAGUUUAUACAUCACGUGUGUCCAAAGGGCCAAGUUUUCAAAGUGUUUAGUCACUACAAAUGUGGUUGCGUUGAUGCCGAACAAUGUCCGCCUAUAACCGACCCGAGGUAUGGUGGGACCCCACCAAAGAUGUGUUGUAAGGACAGUACCUGGUAUUGGCCAUUUGGCGGAGGAUCGUACUCAACUGAAGUAAUUCCAGACGGAGAAAUGAUUUCAAGACAGUGCCCCAGGGGGCAAGUGUUCAAGAUAUCAAGUCAUCACAAAUGCGGAUGCGUAAUUUCAGUUAUUGAUUGCAAAUGGGGACCCUGGUCGUGUUGGAGGUAUAGGCCGUGUACGAGGGCAUGCGGUGGAGGCACGAGAACAAGUACACGCAGCAGAUCUCUGCUUCAAAGGGGCCAAGGUCCUACCUGCAAUGAACCGUCAACCCAGUCUCGAACCAGUCCUUGCAACACUCACGCUUGUGUCGAAUGUCCCAUCCGACCAUUAUGCCGAUUUAGCUGCACAACGUCUAGUACACUGCUAACUUUACCGGGAACAUGUUGCCCGACGUGCUUUAGAUCUUGCAUUGACCGAUUUCCGAGGAGACCGACUAUUUCAUUAAGGGUGAAAGCCGGUUGUUCCUACGAUUUCACCACAAAGAUGACAUUCUAUUCGACCUGUCAAAACUACGUGCCUAACGUAUGCCCGUUUACAUGUGCACACAUCAGUGGAACGUGUCCGUCUGUGGAACCAACGAUGGGUGAGGUUCGUGUAACCAGCUCUAACAAUGUGGAUAUUAACCCGUUUACAGAGUCAGGCAAAAGUGCAGGGUGUUACAAUCCAAAGUCAAUUGCGAAAUACAAUUGGACAUAUAACGCCUUUAGUUCGAAGGGACAAGACACGUUUUACCUUGCAUCACCUGGUUCGAAAGAUCACCAAGAGUACAAAGUCACAAUAUACUAAUUAACUUAACUGGACUGAAACGGACUGCUCAUGCUUGCCCGGAUUUAACAAAAACGUUAAUAAUUAAUUAUUCAGAAAGUUAGUAUUCAGAUAACCAAAGUAUUAUAUUGCAUUCGUAAGUGAAAAAGACUGAUGCAUUAUAGUCAAAAAGUUAACAAUUGCAA